Quercus robur (English oak) is the source of this 5047-nucleotide messenger RNA. RefSeq names its product pleiotropic drug resistance protein 1-like. Gene Ontology annotation, cellular component: membrane. Bases 423 to 4793 code for a protein of 1456 amino acids. The record is from RefSeq and is a predicted model, not a curated record. Gene Ontology annotation, molecular function: ATP binding; ABC-type transporter activity; ATP hydrolysis activity. Lineage: Eukaryota; Viridiplantae; Streptophyta; Magnoliopsida; Fagales; Fagaceae. The transcript has 24 exons.
AACCUCAUAUACUUUUUUUUAACUGACUCCAAUACCGUUAUAUCCAAAAAAAAAAAAAAAAAAAAAAAAAACUAUCCUUGUGAACAUUUUGAGCAAAACUAGAAUUGUCAAAUCUAUGUACAAUUAAUAGUGAAUUUAAAGUAUCUCUGCUCAAAGUAACAUCUAAAUCUUAGUAUUACUUUCUUAUUCAGAAUAUGGUUGUUUUUUUAAACAUGCAUAGUGGCCUUUUCCUGUUUCGUCGGAUUUUUAAGGAAUAAAGAUUGAAAUAUUGGUCUUAUUCACGUAAAAUUUGAAGAAAAUUUUCUGGGUUUUGAUGGGUUUCAUCAGUUAUUGAAGAAGUGAUAACCAUUGGAGUAAGCUAUAUAUAGAGUUUGAAAAAUCCUUGGUGGGUUUUCUAACAUUUUAGCUGCUGUUGCAAAAACAUGGAGACUGUUGACCUUUAUAAUGCGGGAAAUAGUUUUCGAAGAAACAGUUCUUCCAUAUGGAGGAGUGGUGGCGUGGAAGCGUACUCGAAAUCUUCAGGAGAUGAAGAUGAUGAAGAAGCUCUUAAAUGGGCUGCACUUGAAAAGCUUCCUACUUUCAACCGGUUGAAGAAAGGUUUACUAACUACACAGGAAGGCGAGACCAGUGAAAUCGAUAUACAUAAUCUUGGACUUCAUGAAAGGAAGAUUUUGAUUGAUAGGUUGCUGAAGAUCCCCGAGGAGGACUAUGAGAAGUUCUUGUUGCAGCUCAGGAACCGCAUAGAUAGAGUUGGAAUUGAUGUUCCCACAAUUGAAGUUCGAUUUGAGCAUCUAAGUGUAGGAGCAGAAACCCAUGUUGGGAGCAGAGCUUUGCCUACACUUUUUAGCUUCAUUUUUAACAUAUUGGAGGAUGUCUUGAGUUAUGUCCAUAUUCUUCCAAGUAAAAAGAAGCAUUUGUCCAUUCUUCAAGAUGUUAGUGGAAUCGUUAAGCCUGGCAGAAUGGCAUUGCUAUUAGGCCCUCCAAGUUCCGGGAAGACCACGCUCUUAUUAGCUUUGGCCGGAAAGCUUGAUCCAACUCUAAAGUUCUCAGGAAGGGUGACAUAUAAUGGCCAUGACCUGCGCGAGUUUAUACCCCAGAGAACUGCUGCCUACAUCAGUCAGCAUGAUCUCCAUAUUGCAGAAAUGACUGUGAGGGAAACAUUGGCCUUCUCUGCAAGAUGCCAGGGAGUUGGAUGGCGUCAGGAGAUGCUAGCAGAGUUGUCUAGAAGAGAGAAAGCAGCCAAUAUUAUGCCUGAUCCAGAUAUCGAUAUCUUCAUGAAGGGAGCAUCAACUGAAGGCCAGGAAACAAGCAUCAUGACAGAUUAUGUUCUAAAGGUUUUGGGAUUGGAAGUGUGUGCAGAUACCAUAGUUGGGGAUCAAAUGGUAAGGGGCAUCUCAGGAGGACAAAAGAAGCGUGUUACAACAGGUGAGAUGCUGGUUGGACCAGCCAAAGCCCUGUUUAUGGAUGAGAUAUCUACUGGGUUGGACAGCUCGACAACUUUUCAAAUAGUGAAUUCAAUCAAGCAAAACAUUCACAUUCUCCAUGGAACUGCAGUCAUCUCACUCCUUCAGCCAGCACCAGAGACUUAUGUUCUUUUUGAUGAUAUAAUUCUCCUCUCCGAUGGACAAAUUGUGUACCAGGGUCCCCGUGAACACGUUCUUGAGUUUUUUGAAUCCAUGGGCUUUAUGUGUCCUGAGAGGAAAGGUGUGGCUGACUUCCUUCAAGAAGUAACAUCACACAAAGAUCAAAAGCAGUAUUGGGCACGUGAAAAUGAACCUUACAGUAUUGUCACAGUCAAUGAGUUCGUUGAGGCAUUUCAAUCAUUCCAUGUUCGAAGGGGGAUUCAAGAUGAGCUUGCAAUUCCAUUUGACAAGAGCAAGAGCCACCCAGCUGCUUUGACAACUCAAAAGUAUGGUGUUAGAAAUGAGGAACUCUUAAAAGCUUGCUUCUCCAGAGAAUUGUUGCUUAUGAAGAGGAAUUCAUUUGUUUACAUUUUCAAGUUUACCCAGCUUACUAUAGUGGCACUGAUUACAUCAACGGUUUUUCUACGAACCAAUAUGCACCGCGAUUCAGUAGAGGAUGGAGGAAUUUAUGCUGGUGCUUUGUUCUUUAGCGUGAUUAUAACUCUGUUUAAUGGAUUGGCAGAGCUUUCCAUGACCAUUGCAAGGCUUCCAGUUUUCUACAAGCAAAGGGACCUCCUCUUUUAUCCUCCAUGGGCGUAUGCACUUCCAGCAUGGAUCCUCAAGAUUCCCAUUUCUUGUAUGGAAGCUGCUGUAUGGGUAUUCAUUACCUACUAUAUCAUUGGAUUUGACCCAAAUGUCGGAAGAUUGUUUAGGGAAUACCUUCUGCUUGCAUUGGUUAAUCAGAUGGCUUCUGCAUUAUUCCGAUUUAUCGCAGCAAUGGGCAGGAGCAUGGUUAUUGCUAACACCUUUGGUUCAUGUGCACUGCUCACACUUUUUGCACUGGGAGGGUUUGUCCUGUCAAGAGCGGAUAUAAAAAAGUGGUGGAUAUGGGGCUAUUGGAUAUCUCCCUUGAUGUAUGCUCAAAAUGCAAUAGUGGUUAAUGAGUUUCUUGGGAAAAGCUGGGGCAAAGUUCUCGCAAACUCAACGGAAACACUGGGAGUAGCAGUUUUGAAGUCCCGUGGGUUCUUUCCACAUGCAUAUUGGUAUUGGAUAGGCGUAGGGGCAAUGGUUGGAUUUGUAUUACUUUUCAACAUCUGUUUCACACUGGCUGCUUCUUACCUUAACCCAUUUGGGAAGCCGCAGGUCAUUAAAACAGAUGAUUCUGAAAGCACUGAACACAAUGACAGAACAGAAGAGGGCACUCAGUUACGACAAAGAAGAAAUAACUCAAUUCAUGACACUGAGAUAGAGUAUGGGGAUGAGAUUAGAACUGGAAGUACCUUGUCGAAUUCAUCAUCAUUGGUGAUAGACGCUGCUGUUGAGGCCAACAAAAGCAGGCAAAAAGGAAUGGUUCUUCCAUUUGAACCACAUUCAAUCACCUUUGAUGACAUUAUAUACUCUGUUGACAUGCCACAGGAAAUGAAGAAUCAAGGUGUCCUUGGUGAUAAAUUGGUGCUUCUGGAAGGUGUAAGUGGUGCUUUUAGGCCUGGUAUUCUCACAGCUUUGAUGGGAGUUAGUGGGGCUGGUAAAACUACUCUAAUGGAUGUGCUGGCUGGUAGAAAAACUGGGGGAUAUAUAGAAGGGAACGUUACAAUUUCUGGGUACCCAAAGAAGCAAGAAACAUUUGCCCGGAUUUGUGGAUACUGUGAGCAAAAUGACAUCCACUCCCCUCAUGUUACUGUCUAUGAGUCCUUGGUCUACUCAGCGUGGCUUCGUUUGUCCUCAGAAGUUCGUUUUGAAACCAGACAGAUGUUCAUUGAGGAAGUUAUGGAGCUUGUGGAGCUCAAGCCAUUGAGGCAGGCAAUAGUUGGGUUGCCCGGUGUGAGUGGUCUCUCCACUGAGCAGCGCAAGAGGCUAACCAUUGCAGUUGAGCUAGUGGCUAACCCCUCUAUAAUAUUCAUGGAUGAGCCAACAUCUGGGCUAGAUGCAAGAGCUGCAGCAAUUGUUAUGAGAACUGUUAGGAACACAGUGGACACUGGAAGAACAGUUGUCUGCACUAUCCAUCAGCCGAGCAUUGACAUAUUCGAAGCAUUUGAUGAGCUAUUCCUUAUGAAGCGUGGGGGACAAGAAAUAUACGUGGGGCCGCUGGGUCACCAUUCUCAUCGCUUAAUCAAAUAUUUUGAGGGAAUCCCAGGAGUCAGUAAAAUCAAAGACGGUUAUAACCCAGCGACUUGGAUGUUGGAAAUAACCAGUUCAGCACACGAAGCAGAUUUGGGGGUUGAUUUUGCUCAAAUAUUCAAAAAUUCAGAACUCUAUAGGAGAAACAAGGCACUAAUCAAAGAACUGAGCACACCUGCUCCUAAUUCAAAGGAUCUCUAUUUCCCUACUAAAUACUCUCGUUCGUUGUUCAUCCAAUGCUUUGCUUGCUUAUGGAAACAACAUUGGUCAUAUUAUCGUAACACGCAUUACACUGCUGUAAAAAUUUUCUUUACGGCUUUCGUGGCAUUAUUGUUUGGGACAAUGUUCUGGGACCUUGGCUCCAAAAUCUCAAAGCAGCAAGAUCUAUUUAAUGCAAUGGGUUCCAUGUAUGCUGCUGUGCUUUUCCUUGGGGUCCAAAAUGCUUCCACUGUGCAGCCAGUAGUGGCCGUCGAACGAGUGGUGUUCUAUAGAGAAAGGGCUGCUGGAAUGUAUUCAGCCUUGCCAUAUGCAUUUGCUCAGGUUGUGAUUGAGCUGCCAUAUAUCUUUGUACAAGCAGUGGUGUAUGGUGUUAUUGUUUAUUCAAUGAUUGGAUUUCAAUGGACUGUCACCAAAUUCUUUUGGUAUCUAUUUUUUAUGUACUUCACUCUCUCGUACUACACUUUUUAUGGCAUGAUGUCUGUGGCUGUGACACCAACACACCAAAUUGCUUCCAUUGUUUCCGCUGCGUUUUAUGGGAUAUGGAACCUGUUUUCUGGAUUUGUGAUCCCAAGAACUAGGAUUCCUGUGUGGUGGAGAUGGUACUACUGGAUAUGUCCAACAGCUUGGACUUUAUAUGGACUUGUUGCAUCACAGUUUGGAGAUUUGAAGAACACGCUCGACACAGGUUUAACAGUGGAAGAUUUUGUGGAAAGCUACCUUGGUUUUAGACAUGACUUUUUGGGAGUGGUUGCAGCUGUGGUUGUGGGAUUUGCAGUGUUCUUUGCAUUUAUGUUUGCCUUUGCUAUCAGGACAAUGAAUUUCCAAAAGCGAUAGGAUUGACUCUUGGUUACUUGGAUAGAAUUUGCACUUUACUAUGUUUACAAAUUACAAGUGUUUUUCCUAAUGUCUUGGCAUAUCAGUUGCGCAGAGGUUAAAAUGCCUUGCAAGUAGCCCUCUCUUCUACAAUUGUACUUUUGAGUUUCAUUUAUCCUCAUACCUCAAGGAGGAGAAUUUUCUUUUGUUCAUAAUUUGCAAGAUUUUUUUAUUUAUUUUUUAAGAAAUGGAAUAUUUAGUAUGUGUUUGGAUUU